Ochotona curzoniae (black-lipped pika) is the source of this 4575-nucleotide messenger RNA. Its product is annotated as protein Jade-3-like. Gene Ontology annotation, cellular component: histone acetyltransferase complex. The record is from RefSeq and is a predicted model, not a curated record. The transcript is spliced from 8 exons. Bases 1 to 2409 code for a protein of 802 amino acids. Gene Ontology annotation, biological process: regulation of transcription by RNA polymerase II. NCBI's taxonomy places the organism in Eukaryota, Metazoa, Chordata, Mammalia, Lagomorpha, Ochotonidae.
AUGAUAUUAUCCAAUAGUGAUGGCCUUCUCAAACUGCGUGCACUAUUUUCCCAGGUAUUCCGAAAGGACCUUAUCAGUGCCAUGAAAAUUCCAGAUUCUCAUCACGUUAAUCCAGACAGCUAUUACCUCUUUACGGAUACAUGGAAGGAAGAAUGGGAAAAAGGAGUCCAGGUACCAGCCAAUCCGGACCAUUUUCCACAACCUUCCCUCAGGGUUACAGCUGAGAAAGCGAAGGAUGUCCAGUUUGUUCAACCCCGGAAAUAUAUUCAGUGCUCCAGCUCUGAGUCCACAGAGCCUGGCUGCCCUAACAUUCUGGAAUUGGCAUCUGCUGUCUGCCGCUACGACCUAGAUGAUAUGGAUAUUUUCUGGCUUCAGGAACUUAAUGCAGACCUUGCAGAAAUGGGUUACGACCCAGUUGAUGAAAAUCUUUUGGAAAAGGCAAUAGAAGCCAUGGAACGCCGAUGCCAUGAAAAUAUGAGCCACGCUAUUGAGACAGAAGAAGGGCUCGGCAUCGAGUAUGAUGAAGAUGUGAUCUGUGAUGUGUGCCGAUCUCCAGACAGUGAAGAAGGAAAUGAUAUGGUAUUCUGUGAUAAGUGUAACAUCUGUGUGCAUCAGGCCUGUUAUGGCAUCCUCAAGGUCCCUGAAGGAAGCUGGCUUUGUCGCUCCUGUGUACUAGGCAUUCAGCCACAAUGUCUGUUAUGUCCAAAGAAAGGAGGUGCCAUGAAGUCCACCAAGACAGGGAGUAAGUGGGCUCAUGUCAGCUGUGCCCUGUGGAUUCCAGAGGUAAACAUCGCUUGCCCUGAAAGAAUGGAGCCAAUUACAAAGAUCUCCCAAAUUCCACCCAGCCGGUGGGCCUUAGUCUGCAGCCUGUGCAAGAUAAAAACUGGAGCAUGCAUCCAGUGUUCCGUGAAAAGUUGUAUCACUGCAUUCCACGUUACCUGUGCCUUUGAGCACAACCUGGAGAUGAAGACCACACUGGAUGAAGGGGAUGAAGUGAAAUUCAAGUCAUACUGCCUCAAGCAUAGCCAAAACAGGCAGAGUCUCAGGGAGGCUGAGUUCCCCCCUUCUAGGGCCGCAGAGCAGAGCCAGGCCAAAGGCGAGAGAAUCAGCCCGAGGGAUCAGAAGCUUCGGGAGCUAGAGGAGGAAUUCUAUUCCUUUGUCCGCGUGGAAGACGUGGUGGAAAAGCUGGGGAUGCCCACACUAGUUGUGGAUUAUAUCUAUAACUACUGGAAGCUGAAGCGCAAAAGUAAUUUCAAUAAGCCAUUGUUUCCUCCGAAGGAGGAUGAGGAAAAUGCGCUGAUACAGCCAAAAGAAGAAAACAUUCACACCCGCAUGCGAAUGUUUAUGCACCUCCGGCAGGAUCUGGAACGGGUCCGAAAUCUGUGCUACAUGAUAAGCAGACGUGAGAAGCUGAAAUUAUCACAAAACAAACUACAGGAACAAAUCUUCGAUUUGCAAGUCCAGCUUAUUAACCAAGAAAUUGCUGCAGGACUUCCUUUGACAAUUACACCAGAAAUCUCUCUGUUCUACCCACCACCAAGAAUUACCUUGAAGUUAAAAAUGCCCAAAUCAGCCGCAGAAGAUUGCCGAAAUGGCUCCAUAGAGACUGACCACCAGUACUGCUCUCGUGACAGCACCUCUUCUGCUCAGGACAUAAGAAGCCUGCAGGCCCUUCAGGAGUCUCUGGAAAUGAGAGUGCAGUCACUCCAAAGGCUUCCACAAGAGAGCAAGAAUAACUGUUUGCCAGCCACUCUCAGCCAUUCCAGAAGUGGAACCAAGGAUUCCAGCCCCAGCUGGAGAAGUUCAGCUUUGGAGUUCCACCACGGGCAGGCACAGGGAAAGCCUAUAGUUCUUCAGGAAGCCAUCCAGGGACAGUCUUCCAUUGGGAAUGGGAAAAGUCAGCCGGGUGCCAAGUUUGCUGUAUCUAAUGGCCUGGAGGGCAGCUGGUCUGGGAAUGUCUCCCAAACCAACAGCUCCCAGGAGAUGUUCUCUAACCAGGAGACCAUGAGCACCCCCAACUUGGCUAGUCAAUGCAGCUUUAGAAAAUCCACUGUGGAUCACUUCAGCAGGUCUUUUAAAGAGCCCACCAAAAGGUGGGUGAAGUCCAAUGAGGACCUCCAGUGCUACAUGAAACCAACUAAGCAUGUGACCCCCAGGGAACAGUUCUGGGAUAUGCAGGUUCUCAGGCAGUCUGCAGAGCAAGCUCCCUAUAAUGAGAAUGAGAAUGAUGGGUAUUGCCCAGAUGUGGAGCUGAGUGAUUCAGAAACAGAAAGUGAUGGAAAUAGAGGAAAAGUCAGGGUAAAGAGAGAGAGCUCAGAUAGGGAGAAUCCUCCCCAUGAUUCCAGACGACGGGAGUACCAUGGUAAAAGCAAGGCACAUUCCUUUUCCCACAGUUCAACACAGAGGUGAUGAGACACUCUGAAAUGAUGAUGCGGCCUUUUCCUUUGUCCCAUAAAUUGGGGAAAGCCUGUAGACCAAAAGCAUUCCUAGUGUAUGUUAGAGGGAGUUGAGAAAAGAAUGAGAAUUUUCCAUGGUAAAUUUGCUUGCAGUUUUUUGAAAAGAUCACAAGUCUCAUUUUCACAAGCACAUUACAAAAAUUGCACAUUGUCCAGAGGUUGGUUUGUCAGAGGUUAUUGGGAAUAGCUGGGCCCAGAGUAUUUGUCAAAUAAAUACAGGACAGCUUUCCAAUUACAUUAACACAUUGACAAAUACAUGUAUCAAGAGUCCUUGCAUCACUAACAGAUUUGCAAGAGACCAUGAUUACCAGACACUAAAACUAUUUAACUUUGACAACUACAACAUGUGACUCUGAGAUCUCCUGUCUGUAGUAAGUUUCUAACUCCACUGGUAUCUCUAAACUUUAGAGGGGAGACCAGGAGGAUGACUCUCGGAUACUGUCAAACUCACUACCCUCUUCCUUUGCUCUGUGCAAGGUUGAGUUCCUUUCACAGUAUCUUGACAUGUACUGACUCAAUAUUGCUACUGCCUACCAAGUGUCCAGUGCCUGUUCCUAGAGUUGCUUGUUGGGAACGCACUCAUAACUGUUGUAUUUCAUACAGCUAACAAGUGUAAGAGGCUAACUUGUUGAUAGUGUUUACAGAAGUACGAAAGUACUCCUUUCAAGGAAAAUGCUCUGAUUCUCUGUCUGGUCUUUUGUGAGGAAUCCCAGAGCCUUUCCCAAAGUUGAGAUUGCUAGGGUAUUUGUACCAGGUCAGGGGUUUUGUGUUGUUGUUUUCAAAUCAAUUUGACUAAAAUUAGUUUGGCUGACAGUUUUUGUAUACCUGCUUUAAUGUUUAUAAAGUUUUUAUUGAGGUAUAAUUAAAUAUAAAGUGCACAGAGGUUAAGUAUUCUUACCUGCUUUAAUUUUGAAACAGAUUUUUAUUGUCAAACAGAAUUUGAAAGCAUGUGUUUAACACAUGGAUAUAAUUUAGCUUUGUAGCAAUUUUGAAUCCAAGGCAAGUUCCCAAACAGAAAAGCUGGAGCCAUUUUUUCAGAAAUUGCUUAUUACUCUGUUCCCAAACUAUUAGCCUUGAAGAAUUUUUGGGAGAAAGAGAAUAAUUGUAUUUGGGGAGGGUGAAUAAAAACAUGUCUGCUUCCCAUUUAAAGAAAAGAGAAAUGUUGCAGGUUUUAGAAUGUGAAGCAGAAUAUGAGUCUCAGCUCUCUUUUCUUCUUAGCCUUAAGUUAAUAUUCUCUUUCUUCUGGUUUGGGAAAGUGUAGUAGUUAUAACAUUUUUGGACCAAAAAAAAAAAAAAAAGGUCACAUUGAAUUGUUAAAAGUUUCUGACUGGGGCAACCAGCCUAAGUGCCAGUCAGUCAAGCAAGGGCCCUCUCGCCAUCCAUAUGGAAAACUGGGAGUUCCUCCCCGCCAGCUGCCACUCGGCUUUUGUCCAUAAAGCCUUGUGAUGGGGUUCCUUUGCUUUUUGCUCUCCUGUUAAAUCGUGUGUAUUUUGCUUCUCCCUUGACCACAAAUUUGAAAAUUGCUUCUGUGCCUAUGUAUGUGUGUGAACAUGCCAUAGCAUGUUACAGGUGUCCUGUAUUUUGUUUGAAUGGAAAAAGCUAUGAAAAUUAUCCAACGGAGGAAGAGCCUUUCCCCCGUUGGUGCACUAGAUUUCUAUGCUUUGUUCUUGCAUUCUCCCGGGUAACUGUGCAUUUGGCACCUUCAUGGAAAUGAGAUUCUAAUGGAGCUAUGUUGUAAACUCCUUAUCUCAGAGGCCAACGCAAGAGCCGGGCUGCUUUCAUGCCGUGCAGUUCCAAGUGAGAGGAAGAGCAGCCAUCAGAAGAAUGCUUCAGCCAAAAUCCAUAAGUGUCAUCAUUGGGAGAGGAUUGACUACAGAUCAUUCCAGUCAGGGAAAUAGAGUUAUGAUAUUUUUACAGGAUUUUCCUAGGUAAAUGAAGGAGCCUUUCUGUUACCCCAAAAUACGUUUGCUACGUUUUCUUGUUAUUUGAAGUAUUACCUCUAAAGCUUCUUUAUUAAUUUCUUUUCAUUUUGUCUUAUAUGGCCCCAUUUUCCAAGAUAAACUCGGUCUUUUUUCAGCUGUCUCCUUUUUACCAAUACUUUUUCAUUAAAUUAUGAAAA